Coregonus sp. 'balchen' is the source of this 2248-nucleotide messenger RNA. The record is from the annotation of a GenBank genome assembly. NCBI's taxonomy places the organism in Eukaryota, Metazoa, Chordata, Actinopteri, Salmoniformes, Salmonidae.
AUGUACAAUAUAGAAUUACUUUCGGACCGCAUUGCUGCUGCUAGUUUGGAGAGGAGGCGCAAUAGAGAGACGGACCGUCAAGAUAGGAUUUUCAAUGCUAAAGUUAGAACAAUUGGGGUAAAUUAUUGCAACUUGGCUUGCAACUUUGUAACCGGCUGUGACAUCAGUCCAUCCAUGUUAGUUGUAAAGCCAUUUUGUCACAAUUUUCUCUUACUCACAGAUAGAUAAAGUGGCUCUUGAAUCCCAAGUGAAUGAAAGAAAGAAAAAAGAGGAGGCAGAGGCAGAGUCACUAAAAGCACAUGGUAAGUGCAAUAAAAUACAGUAUGGGAGGACAUUUUUAUAUCUGGCAAAAACACAAUAAAGGCCUAAGGUGUUUUAAUUCAAGGUGAUGAUAGGCUCGUUGGUUAAGUCCUGACUGAGCUCUAUAAGCUUAUAUUCAUAAGAUUCAAUGGAACUGUUUAGGAGCUAGUGUCAUAGGCUAUGUCUGAAGAAUGCAUGCCCUCUAGCUGCAGAUGCGGUGUGUAAUGACAAGGCCGCCUGUCUACUUGAUCAACGCCAACUCAAGGAUGAGCGUCUGCUGCAGGGAGCCAUAGAGGACUUCCGGCUGAACUUCCAGCCGCGGUGGAGCCGACGAGAGUAUGACUUAAGCAACCCGGACAAAGUUAAGAAUCAGGACAGGAUCCAGAUGCUGCCGGGGCUUGUGGGUGAAGACCCAGACAGCCAGGGGAGGCUGAAGAAGCAGCAGGAGCAGCUCAGAGAGUGGUCCGUCCAGCAGCAACAUGAGCUGGCCACAGCACGACACCAGCAGAGACUGGAAGGUAGGAAACAACCCAACACAAACGGUCCUGUCGCUAGACUCUCAUACAUUCACACUGCCUCAUCUCAAACACUGUUUCUGCCUCACCACUGCAGAGCACCAGUAUGACCAGGAUGUAGUGGCCCUGGACUUCAAAGCUCUCCAGCUCCAGAAGAUCGAGGAGGAGAGGAGGAGAGCCGCAGCCCUGGCUACAAAGGAUUUCAAUCUGGCAAAGGUGAGUCAUUAUACUGAUGCUAAACCAGGUGUGGUUGUCAAACUGGCAAAGGUGCAUGAUUAGAAUUGAUAGUACAGUAGCCUUCUCUAACCAGGUGUGGCAGUCAUUCCUGCUUUUUGUAUGUAGUGGAACCGGACAUCCUUCUGUCAAAAUAUGUUUACUGUGUGACAUUGUCUCUGUAUCUGUUUGUAGGCAGCAGAGAAUGCAGAGAAGCGGUGGAAGGAGUGGCAGCAGGAGGAGGAGGACAACAGGACAGACAUCCUAAACCAGCUGCAGGGGGAGCUGCUGAGUGAGAGCCAGGAGCAGGGCAUCAGUGUGCUGGGUCUACCCCGCCUCAGGCCUGACAGCUGCAAGGGCCUCACAAACGAGCAGCUGCAGCACAUCAUCGACUGCCAUCAGCAACAGAUCGAGGAGAAGAGGGUACAUCUGCCACAUCUAUCUGUCUGUCUCUUUUGCCUGUUUUGGGAUGUCUGCGUUGAGCGGUCAGAGAUAUUUUCAUUUGACAACUAAACACUUCUAAAAGAGGAAAUGGGGUGGAUAGCAACAACCAUGAAUGCAGACCAGGUUUUGGGUCAAUUCAGGAAUUAAAAUGAAAUUCCAAUUCCUAUUUUUUCUCAUAGAGAAGCAUCGAAUGGAAUGAACCUCUCUCUUCACGUUUGGUUGUGCAGGCUGAGCAGCAGCAGGAGGAGGUCCACCAGGACCGGUGCUGUGUGGCCUCAGCUCACACCGCCCUACUACUGGAGAGACAGCAGGCCCGCAUCAACAAGCAGCUCCGUCGCACCCUGGAUAACACCAACACACAGCUGGCUGAGGCCCACCAUGAACAGUAAGAAGCUUUCCAUAUGAUUAGGUUUAGACACAUGGACACACCUGUACACCUUUUGAUUUGUUUGUUGUUUUCAGUCCAUUCAUGUGCAGUAUCAUUCAUAUGUUUGAUGUCAGUCAUUUUAUUUUGAAUUGUGAAUUAAAUUGGGCAGAAGAAACUGUCACCAACCGGAUUAGCACAGUUAAUGGACAGAACAAAUCAUCAACUAGAGUGUGCUGACCUGCCCAUAAAUAGACAACAUACAGUAUCAAAUGCCUACAGUUUUGUUGUUGAUAUCAGUUAUAGACAAAUGCAUUUUUCUUCUCUUUCCAGGAAAAAGUACUUGGAUAAUGUGUACACUAACAUCCCAGAUGACAGUUACUUCUCCCAGUUCAACACCAGCAGUCGAUAA